Molecule: messenger RNA, 1485 nt
Organism: Spinacia oleracea (spinach)
Lineage: Eukaryota; Viridiplantae; Streptophyta; Magnoliopsida; Caryophyllales; Amaranthaceae
Exons: 3
Coding region: 154-1125 (323 amino acids)
Source: RefSeq, a predicted model, not a curated record
UAUAAAUAGGUUGAUAGUCUUUCAAGACUCAACAACAAGAACUACACUUGCAAAUCUAGCGAGUUGUUAGUUGUUAAAACAGAGUUAGUACGUACUCCGUAGUACUAUAACCAAGGACCUAAAGCCCGACUUAACAAAGAUCCGGCAUAGAAUAUGACAGCCUCAGUUGAACAAAACUCUGCCGGAAUCUUGUCACUGUGGCAUUGUAUAUUCGCGGUUUCUGCAAAGAAAGAUGUCGAAGGGACACCAACGGAGGAGAAGAUACAAGCAAUGGUUGACAUCUACAGACAAAUGAGACAUCUACGUUCAGCCAUUCAUGGGAUCAACAACAACAACCCAGAUUUUACCGACGACAUUGCUAAAAUUGCAAAACCCUUCAAUUCCAUGUUCUCCGAAAUGUCGAAAGAGAAAUGGAUUGAAGAGUUUUGUUCCAUGAUGGGAGAAGUAGUACAUAUGCGAGACGUUCUCAAGGAUAUCAAGCAAAGUACAGACAGAAGCAAGUGUAGUAGUAGUACUACUUUGUAUGAUGUUGAAAAUGAUAACAAAUCCAAAAAUAUAAUCAGCUUAUUAACCCUUUGGUAUUGGUUAGCUGUUUGGUCCUCCCCCGGCCAAGUGGAAAAUGGUGGUGCUAAGGAUGAGUUUAUGGACGCGAUUGAGGCACACGACAAAACGUUGGGAUUUCUUCUUGUUAACAUGAAUUCCCCAAUUAACAAUGAAGGGAAACAAGAGAUCCAAAUUCUCUUCUCCAAGCUCCUUCAAAUGCUGAAAUCAGACCAUCAAUUUUGGAUGGAUGUCUUGGAUCAAUUCAUUGAUAAUAUGCUGUUAUCUACACCAGAAAUACCAAAACCUAUGGUGCAAUCACCGGUUAUGUGUUCUUGGUUCGAAGUUCCGGAUUUUUUAAAGAAAGUUGUAAAUGACGUGAAAGAUCUUGCGAAAACGACAGAGAAUGCAUUGGAAAAAUUGGUUGAUGAUGCGAAAGAUGGUGCUGAAAAAUUGAUUGAUGCGGUAAAGUUUAACCUUAAAUUACGUGCUAAAGUGAUUGAGAAAGGUGUUGAACGUUUGGGUGACGGCCUAAAUAAAGCAUUCAAAGAUGUCCCGUUGUUACCCGAUGACCGCCUAACCUAAGUCAAGGCAUAAAGAUUGGGUUUUUAUGUCACUUUUUCACUAUCACGGCCAAGAAAGUGACCUCCGAUGAUAAUAAGGCAACCUAUGUUCCACAUGUUGUUAGUGUAUUAGUUUACGUAAAUGUUUGUUUGUAUCCUUUAUUUUCAUGACAUAAUUGGCUAUGUACCUUCAUGUAUGUCGAACGUUUUAAUUUCAAGUUUGGAUUCGUAAUUGAUGUUUUGUUGUGUUAAUUACUUGUGUAGGGUGGGGGCGUGGGUAGUUACUAGGGGCACCGUGGAGAUGAUUUGGAUGUCGACGAUGUAUGAUGAUUGUUCGCCCCCCUGUGGGUCCCACUUUUACCUAAAAUUACCAAAAUAUCUC